AUGAGGUGGUAUACGCGCCGUCGCUCUCGGACUGUCUGUCUAUCGCUGGUCGUUGCCUCCCUCUCUCUCCAUCUCCUCCUCACCGUACUAUCUCGCUCCGUCUACCAGAACCACUGUGAUGCCCCCUCCCCUCGUCAGACACACCUCAACACCCUCCGAGCCCUGGUGGAUACCAACUACACCUCCAGGAUGUCGGACAACCACGCCAGCUAUGCCAAGACACCCCCGGACACCAGAAAAGUGAACUCUUCCCAUAUGGACAGCAAUGGCCCUCAAAAAAUGUCAGAAAAGGACGCUGUCACAACCAAAAUGGCCGUCAAGGUAGGUCAUGGACAUAAGGAGGAAGGGCCUGUAGACUCACUCACCAUGACGGUAAGGGUAGGAAAGUUUGGCUCGAUGGGGAUUAAGCCUAUGGGAUCCGGGAUGUCGAAAUUAGAGGCUCUUUUUAGCCACCCGCUCUACAACAUGCCAACCCCGCCCAUCCAUGAAGAUGAUUGGCUGCUGAAGGUGAAGCCCAAAGGGACGGCGGGCGAGAUGAGCACACAGAUGUGGGUGAGUGACAGUGACAUCGGCGAUGACUCAGCCCAUUGGAACAGGAGCAGUGACAGCCACCCCCCCUGGCUGAGGUUCCAUCUUGGUAUCUCCCGUUGGCAGCUCUACCCCCACCUGGACCCCAACAUGGCACCUCUUGCUCAGCAGCUCAGCACACACCGUAUCGUCAGCGCAGUGCAGAAGUCUGGAGGGACACAGCUGAAGCUGGUGAUGUCAUUUCCUAACUACGGACAGGCCAUCCUCAAACCAAUGAAACAAGAGCGUGAUGAGGAGACCAACUUCAACCUCUACUACUUCUCUGACUUUGAGAGACACAACGCAGAGAUCGCUGCUUUUCACCUGGACAGGGUGUUGGGUUACAGGCGGAUCCCCCCAGCCGUUGGGAGGCUGGUUGACGUGGUAACAGAGAUCAAAGACAUCACCACUGACCACAAACUGGCCCGGACCUUCUUCACCUCUCCUGUGAAUAAUGUGUGUUUCUAUGGCCAGUGUUCCUACUACUGCAGUACGGAGCACGCUGUGUGUGGUCGACCCCAGAACCUUGAGGCCUCCCUGGCCAUGAUGCUGCCGGACACCUCCUUGGCUACCAGACGUAGCUGGAGGUCUCCCUGGAAACGCUCCUACAGCCGCAGCAAACUGGCAGUGUGGGAGAAAGACCCAGACUACUGUGACACAGUGAAGAAGACCCCACCAUACAACAAGGGAACCAGACUGGUGGACCUGAUAGACAUGACAAUACUAGACUUCCUCAUGGGUAAUAUGGACCGACACCACUAUGAGACGUUUGAGAAGUUUGGCAACAACACUUUCCUUCUGCACUUAGACAACGGGAGGGCGUUUGGACGUCACUCUACAGAUGAACCCUCUAUCCUGACACCUCUGGAGCAGUGCUGCAGGAUCCGUCGCUCCACCCUCCUACAUCUGCGUCUCCUCUCCCUGCCCCAGUACCGUCUCAGUGAUGUCAUGAGGGACUCCCUUUCCCAUGAUCCUCUAUUCUCCGUGGCCCCCCUCCUCUCAGAGCUGCACCUCUCUGCCCUGGACCGUCGCCUAGUGACCGUGCUCCAAACCGUGAGCCGUUGCCAGGAGCGACAACGUAGUCGCCAUGGAGAAGGCGAUGAUGAUGUCAUCUAUGAUGAUGUCACUGAUUAUAAGACUUUGGUUAAACACGUGACACCUGCAGGGUAGUGUGGUCACGCCCCCUCGACAACAGCAUUUCAACCGUCUGAAGAAAUUAUGUCAUGGCGCAUCACCAUGGUGAUGAUGAUUUGUGUGUGACAUCAUUGCAUCAGCAAGUCACAAGAGUGACAUAAUUACAUUUAGAGUUCUUGGCCACAUUCGUUUGGCUCCUAACUGUUAAAGAGAGGAUAGCUGUGUCUGCAGUGUCACAGUAGUUAGGGAAUAGGAUGCCUUUCCAGACACAGACUAUGUGUAGGUUUAGUGUGGUGUAUGGAUGGGAUGUUUAAAUCACUGUGUACAUUUAUUAUUAGGCCUCAUUAAAUGUUGUCUUAUUUAAUACAUGGAGCAUACUUAGUGAAA
Oncorhynchus nerka (sockeye salmon) is the source of this 2088-nucleotide messenger RNA. It is a transcript of the gene fam20cl, whose product is annotated as family with sequence similarity 20 member C, like. The record is from RefSeq and is a predicted model, not a curated record. Gene Ontology annotation, cellular component: Golgi apparatus. Bases 1 to 1737 code for a protein of 578 amino acids. NCBI's taxonomy places the organism in Eukaryota, Metazoa, Chordata, Actinopteri, Salmoniformes, Salmonidae. Gene Ontology annotation, molecular function: phosphotransferase activity, alcohol group as acceptor. Gene Ontology annotation, biological process: protein phosphorylation; enamel mineralization. The transcript has 10 exons.